AUGGCGCUGAAAGAUUUUGCUGCUCAUAUCAAAAGCACAUACACUAAUAUCAAUAUUCUGCUCGAGCCAGAUGUGGCGACAGAAUUAGAGACCCAAGUACCUUUCAAUGUCUGCAGCUCACCUCAUAAGGGGGAUGGAACAACAUUGUACCACGACAAGGUCGAUUUGAUCGUCACUUUCGGAGGGGAUGGCACAAUACUGCACGCCUCGUCGUUGUUCGCUGCGGCUGCACGUGUGCCGCCGAUAUUGUCCUUCAGCAUGGGUACUCUAGGAUUUUUGAGCGAGUGGAAAUUUGCAGAGUUCAAGAGAGCGUUCCGCGAGACGUAUAUGUCAGGAUCAGAGGCCGAGCGUAAAAGCACGAUAUCUGACGGUGAUACCGGCAGUAAAGAUAGUCUCACAGGGUGGUCGUCCGUCAGAGGCAAGUCUAUGGGCUCGACCCGAGGUGCUCGUGUGCUAGUCCGGCAAAGGUUGAAAGUGGGCAUCUACGAUGCAAAUGGAAACAGACUCACUACGAAAGGGAGCUCAUCAAGAGAUAUGCAUGCUAUGAACGAAGUCCUACUGCACCGCGGACGAGAACCACAUUUGGCGAUCGUCGAUGUUUUCGUGGGAGGCAGGUUCCUUACCGAAGCAGUAGCAGACGGCAUGAUUAUCUCGACGCCCACUGGAAGCACGGCGUACAGUCUGAGCAGUGGCGGCAGCAUUAUUCAUCCCUUGGUGCCAUCAUUGUUACUUACUCCCAUCUGUCCAAGAAGUUUGAGCUUCCGACCGCUCAUAUUGCCAUGGUCAACACCUAUUACUUUGAAGUUGAGUGAGAAGAAUAGGGGAAGGGAAGUCGAAGUGAGCAUCGAUGGUGCGAGAAGAGAACAAGGGAUAGGCGUCGGCACAGAACUUCGUGUCUUAGGCGAGGAAGUCACCCAGCAGAACGGUGAAUGGCGAGGAGGAAUACCUUGUGUUAUGAGGAGAAGCAGUGCUGGUGCUGGUGGUGACGAUGGUUGGGUGGGAGGCCUCAACGGAUUGCUCAAAUUCAACUAUGCUUUUGGCGAGGGUAACUAG
Lithohypha guttulata is the source of this 1053-nucleotide messenger RNA. RefSeq names its product NADH kinase pos5 (gene POS5). The record is from RefSeq and is a predicted model, not a curated record. Bases 1 to 1053 code for a protein of 350 amino acids. NCBI's taxonomy places the organism in Eukaryota, Fungi, Ascomycota, Eurotiomycetes, Chaetothyriales, Trichomeriaceae. Gene Ontology annotation, biological process: NAD+ metabolic process; NADP+ biosynthetic process. Gene Ontology annotation, molecular function: NAD+ kinase activity. The transcript is spliced from 2 exons.